This is a messenger RNA of Vicia villosa (hairy vetch), 687 nucleotides long. RefSeq names its product dolichol-phosphate mannosyltransferase subunit 1-like. Gene Ontology annotation, molecular function: dolichyl-phosphate beta-D-mannosyltransferase activity. Lineage: Eukaryota; Viridiplantae; Streptophyta; Magnoliopsida; Fabales; Fabaceae. Gene Ontology annotation, biological process: GPI anchor biosynthetic process; protein O-linked glycosylation via mannose. The transcript is spliced from 5 exons. The coding region runs from base 195 to 539 and encodes 114 amino acids. The record is from RefSeq and is a predicted model, not a curated record. Gene Ontology annotation, cellular component: endoplasmic reticulum membrane.
UAAUCUCUACCACUUUCUCUUCAAUUUUCUUUAACAGCAAUUAUUGUUAUUCCGCGAUAGCACCGUUUCUGUUCUUACUCGGUCCAAGUUGGUAUGAUUCAUGUUGAAACUCCCAAUUACAAAACUAAUUUCAUCCCGCUUAUUAUCUGAACUUUCAUUGAUUCUCAGAUCUUAUUGAACAACUCAAGAUAGGAAUGGAUGCGCAGAAGCAGAAAAACAAGUACAGUAUAAUUGUUCCUACAUAUAACGAACGACUCAACAUAAGCCUCAUUAUUUACCUUAUAUUCAAACACCUUCCAGAUGUUGAUUUUGAAGUUAUUGUUGUCGACGACGGGAGUCCUGAUGGAACUCAGGAUAUUGUGAAACAACUGCAGCAGGUUUACGGAGAAGAUCGGAUUUUGUUAAGAGCGAGACCUGGGAAGAUGGGUUUAGGAACGGCCUAUAUUCAUGGCAUGAAGCAUGCAUCUGGAAAUUUUGUUGUCAUUAUGGAUGCCGAUCUAUCACACCAUGUAAAUUCUUCUGUUGACAGGUGCAAAUAAACAUAUAUGGAUGGUUUGACGGUUUAAAGAGAAAACAAACAGGCACUUUGUAGUUUGGAAAUUUUCUAUGUCAAAUUAUUUCAUACUCAACAAAUUGUAACAACAAUCAUUUUUAACAAAGAAAUUUUGAGAUUCUUGCUUCCUGUAA